Molecule: messenger RNA, 4822 nt
Organism: Aspergillus sclerotioniger CBS 115572
Lineage: Eukaryota; Fungi; Ascomycota; Eurotiomycetes; Eurotiales; Aspergillaceae
Product: TRAPPII-specific subunit TRS120
Exons: 3
Coding region: 270-4718 (1482 amino acids)
Cellular component (GO): trans-Golgi network
Source: RefSeq, a predicted model, not a curated record
GUUGUUUUACUUGUCGUUCGUUGUUUCUUAAAUCCUGUCAGGGUUGCUUCUUUUUAUCUUGGUCAAAGUGGCCCAAGGUCACGGCUCUGUCAGGCGGGGUUCAAUAAAAUCUUGAGGGGAACCUCUGCAUCGCUCGUUAAUCCGUGGCCUUUACGACAUUUGGUUGCGUCUAGCGCUUCGUAUGACUUCCGGAAGCUUGCCCGCCCUUUUGGAAGCAGUCCUGAGCAGAUCGCCGACUGCCUCCUCUCCACUUGCUCACAGAUGACACUAUGGGGGUCGACCCUCUCUCCCCCAUUGCGCCCGUACGCUUACGGGCGCUGCUACUGCCCAUUGGCAAGAUAAAACGCUCGAGGUUCCUGAGCUUCGCCGCAAGGCUUCAGGCCGAAAAUGUUGUCCGCUUGGGUGAUAUUAGCCCUGAUGCGCGACCCAAUCGAAAUAUGUUUUCCCCGCUGGCCUUCCCUACCGGCAUGAUACUUUACGACCUGUCCUACUCCGUGCCCCCCACAUCCCACCUAGAACUAUUUCCUUUCGAGAUAUUUAGGGAGCCCCUGGUCAUCAUUGCGAUAGCCGAUGGUGCAGAACUUAGCGAAAGCGUUAAGAAGGACGAACCAGCAUCUGCAGCCGAGCAACCCCCAACUCCGGGCGAGUUGGAGCAGCUUCGACAGGAACUGGAAACAGUCAAGGAGAGCAAUCCGAGGGCGUUGGUACACCAGCUCCUGAUCUUCGACUAUGAAGGGGUUAAUAAACUCACGAAUGGCCCGGGGGAUGUCCUCUGGAUUCCACGACCUCAGGCGUCGAAGGCCACUACAAUGAAGACGGUCUUGUGUGAUAUUACGUCUGUGCUACUGUCUGAGCUGGACGAGUUUGCAAAGGCCAUCCAGAGUAUACCAUCUAUAGAAUCGCCGAGGGCGUCAUCCUGGGGUCCUCAUCGUGGCCCGGACAUACGUCCGCGGCCGACCGACAGGCUGUUUCAUCGGAUGACCAUGCCUGCACAUCUCCCAUCCAACCCCAACAGUGCACCAGAGUCUCCCAUGAGAUCCAACCAGGGCUCGCCUGCUCUAAGCGAUCAUGAGACUCCAACAACAUUUGAUGAGAUCACUCGGUCAAUACAAGUGGCCAACCGUUCCAACUCGGUGGGUAAAGUGCAUUCGCUGCCGUCAUCCAAGGAGCACAGUCGCGAUCGGAUGUCCGUGAGCGGCAUGAGCGCAACUGACCGAACUAAAAACCGGAUCAAAGGUCGUACGGGUGUUGUUGUUGGGACACUGUUCCUCCAAGCUGGCAGAUGGCCGGACGCUCUGAAAGAGCUCGUUGAAGCCGCGUCUAAUGCUAGAGCAAGCAGUGACUAUGUAUGGCAUGCAAAGGCGCUGGAAUCCAUCCUUCUCUGUCUACUAAUGGUCGCCUGGGCUGGGAUGGACUUUCAGAUCCCUCCCGUUUGCUACCCUGUUGCCGACAAGUCCUCAAAGCUGUCAUAUAGCAGUAGCCUUGACACAAGCUUAUCAUCUCCUGGGAACCGUAUAAUCUCACUCCAAAAUCUAUCUAACCUAUUACCCGAUCUUGCGAACAAUAUAUUGAAUCUCUACAAUCGUGCCGCGAACAUAACAGACGAGCCUUUGCCUCAGCUUGUUUUCUCGGAAACAGUGAUUCGUCUGGCAAGAUUAUUGGCGGCAGCUCGUAUCCGCGAUGGCGCCCUGGAUGAUGUUGCCCUCAAGCAUGUUGUUAUGAAUGAGUCCCUCCCACUUUUGCACCGACCAGAACGACCUCGUGGUCUCACCAUUCUUCGAAAAUCUGACAUUGCAAACUUCCUUUUCCGUGCAUUGCCUCUUUCCUCUAGCGCAGAUCUGCCUCCAACGGACGCCAUACCUAUCAUCGUUGGUGUGGUAUCCGUCCUGAAUGUGCUUGAUCUACCACGAAAGAAAGCCUUCAUAUUGAGGGAGCUUCUAUCCAUUAUGGUUCCGACGCUUGUGCAGGCCCGCAAGAUUGGUGCAGCAGAAGUUGGGGUUCAUCCCGCCGCCGGUUUAGCAUCUCUCAGCGACACAGCUUUUGAUAUCAAUGCCCUUGAUCUUGGUCCAGGAAAUAUGGAGGAGAGCAUGCGCUCGCUCCUUGCCACUGUAGGCGAUAUCUAUGGCGUCCAGCCGUCGUCUGUCUAUGAAUGGGAGAAGAGACGGUCCUCCACUGCGGGUGCGAUUGAACCUUUCCCCGAAUAUGAUUCGAUUACCGCUAUUGUUGAACGGGCUUUUCGACACACCGUUCUGGAUGGGUACGGUGACCUCAAUUUGAAAAUCGAUGUGUUAAAGGCGUGCAUUAGCUCCUGUGAGGCACUCCCCGACUUUAGCGGCGUCCUUCGGUUCACAGUAGAACUUCUGCAAACCAUCAGGGGGGAUCUGAUGCUAAACGAAUCCAACUACCAACCACCCUAUAUACCACGAGACGAACAGAUCCGACUUUUGAACAAUAUCAAAAGGACUGUUGGUGCAGCCCACAAACUAGGUGCCUCGGGGCUUGAGGCAGAGUAUUGGGAUGACUUUUUGGUCCGCGGCGUUCAAUUGCUGUCUCUUCCAGAUCCUAGGCGACCCGUUCGCCGCUCAAAACCCGAAUUAGAUGCUGUUACGGCAAGUCGCGAAAAGGCUACGAAGGAUCCAUUCUUAUACAACCCCUUUUCCAAAGCAAGUAGCAAGGCUGCCGAGUCGUUGAUGGUUGCCGGUGAAUUUGCGGCAUUCCAAGUCACACUUCAAAACCCUUAUGAGUUUGACUUGGAGAUCGAAAAACUCACGCUUGAUAGUGAUGGUGUAUCUUUAGAUGCAGUGGCAGAGUGGAUUCUGAUCCCCCCACUAUGCGUGCAAGACAUUACAGUCUAUGGGAAGGCCAGCGCAGAAGGAGCACUCAAGGUCACAGGCUGCAUCGUGAAGGCUCGACACUGCAGGGAGCGCAAAUUUCCGAUAUUCAAAAGCUUCUGGAAGCCGGAAGCAGAAUGGAAAUUCAAAAGAACCGGGUUGGCGGCCAAGAAGCCUACCGUGGAACGUCCGCUUUCGUGGAGCUCGACGACAUCCAGAAAUGGGAAACAACUUCCCAAGAAAGGCCCUGACACGUCGGUCUGUGAGGUCAAAGUCAUUGGCCAGCAGCCAUCCCUGGUGAUCGAGUCAUUGUCGCUGUCCCAGUCCGCGAUCAUGGUGUUAGAGGGUGAAUUAAGCUCCUUUAACAUUACCCUACGAAACACCUCGACCUGCACUCUGGACUUUAUCCUCUUUACCUUCCAGGACUCGACAACCAGGCAAGUCCAGUCGGCACUUAGCAACAAAGAUCUGUUACCCGUCGAGAUAUAUGAGUUGAAAUUGAACUUAACAAAGCCAGCGCUGCGGUGGCGCCGAGAAGGCUUGAACCCCGAGGAUCACUCCAUACCAGCAGGCCAAAGCGCCACGUUCACCAUUGAUGUCAUCGGAAAACCUGGUCUGCAGGACACCACAGUGCAAAUUGAUUACUCGUGUAUUGGGGUUCCGCAUGGGAACUUACCUGACGUGUUCUACACCCGUCAGUUGUUUGUCCCACUUACCGCAACGGUCAAUGCCAGUAUAGAGGUUGCUCGGUGUGAUAUCCUGCCCCUAAGCAGCGAUUUCGCUUGGUGGAACAAUCCCGAAAGCGUGGCAGGAAGCGAAACUGGCCAGAUUAGUGCCGGUCCUCUACCUCCGUCCACGGAGGUUGAUUCGUUCUCGCCAGUACUUUCUCACCUCGCCCGAGGUGGAUACGGGCCUGACCACUGUAUUCUUCUCCUUGACCUCCGCAAUGCUUGGCCAAACGCUCUGUCUGUUUCCUUGCAUGUCAGCGAGAACCCGGUGAAGUCAGACGUGGGACGGCCUUCCGAAUUGCCUGAAGACGGAAUUGGCCAAUACGCCGUCCGCGGAGAGCUUCAACCAGGCCAGAUGUCACGAUUCGUUCUUGUUCUCCCUCGAGCCUAUCUGGACAAUCCCCACGCAUCAAUCCCGAUCCUGAACACUGGAGUCAAGCGGCAGUUUGUAGUAAGUGCCAACAAACUCACAUUUGAAGCCGAGGCCGCUACACGCGAGGCAUUCUGGUACCGGGAAGAGAUCCUUCAAAGAGUCUGCGGGUUCUGGAAGGAGAAGACGGGCGUCCGUGAAGGGAUAGUCGACCUGCGGAACCUGCGUUUGAACGCGCGCAUGGUAGAGGCCUUCCGGUUAGAAGAUCUAGGCAUGACCUUCUCCCUGGAGCCUUCCUUCCCAGACGACGCCAAGAGCAUAGUACAAACAGGACGCUCCAAGUACAAUGUCCAAACCGACGACAUGCUCAACCUCACCGUCACCGUCGUCAAUCGCUCCUCGAGGUCCAUCCACCCUCUUCUACGCCUCCAGCCGAGCCUUCGUCACCAACCCAGCAACAUCGCCCUGGAUCUUUCACGACGCCUCGCCUGGACCGGAAUGCUGCAACAAGUGCUCCCCGUCCUGCAGAGUGGCGAAAGCACAACCGCCACCGUCGGCAUCACCGUCCUCUGUCGGGGCGAGUACGAAUUCGGCGCAACCGUCGAGGAACUAUGUCUACUGAGGCCGGCUCCCAACUCGGAAGGCGAGUCUUCUCACCCACCACCCUCAGGCCAGGCUGCUUUCCACGACGAUGAAGGCAUGAUCACAGAUACAUUUGGAGCGGAUGUGGCCAAGAAGAGACGAAUCUGGCACGCAAAAGAGACUUGCGUUUUGCAUGCUCUUGACUGAAACUCCUACACAUAUUGAUUAGGGGGCCGAGGGAACAGGGGCGGUGGUCUCGUCGUCAUUUCAGCAAGCUGCCUAGGCGUCUGUCUAUUUUCAUCUCCAUCAUC